Mya arenaria is the source of this 1729-nucleotide messenger RNA. Its product is annotated as sushi, von Willebrand factor type A, EGF and pentraxin domain-containing protein 1-like. The coding region runs from base 247 to 1461 and encodes 404 amino acids. The transcript is spliced from 3 exons. NCBI's taxonomy places the organism in Eukaryota, Metazoa, Mollusca, Bivalvia, Myida, Myidae. The record is from RefSeq and is a predicted model, not a curated record.
UUGGUGCAGUUAAAACGCUUGGCAAAAUGAUUGAGUACUGUGUGUUAACAAGUGAACACCAUUGGACAAUAGUUAACAAUCACACAUCUUGGUGUUUUCCUGGAAUCGCCAAUGGUUAAGGAAAGAUACAUAUCUGUCGACUACGCUUAAACACUGGUAUUCAUCAUCAAACAUUAACGAUUACAGUUUUGACUUGUUCUAUGCGGAUGUGAUUAUUCGUAGUUGUGUUCACGUUUAUUGUGAAAUAUGAACUAUAUUACAGUUACUGUACUUCUUAACGGAAUAACGUUCGUAUUGUGUGACUGUGGCAGCCUGUCGGUCGUGGAGAAUUCAUCCAACAAUGCCACAGUGCAGGGCACAUACCCAGUCAACUAUGCAGUCCGCUUCACGUGUAAUGUGGGGCAUGAGCCAGACGGGACUGUCGUGUUUGUGUGCGGUGGCGGGGGCUGGAUCGGGGAGCUGCAGUGUCGGGAGGUCUACUGCCCAGCUCUAAACCCACCAGACAACGGAAGGAUUAUAGGCUCCCCUUCGUACAAAGUUGGCAGCUUUAUUACUUUCGAGUGCAAUGAGGGUUAUGAAUUGAAAGGAUCCAACCAAUUACUCUGCCGAACUAACUUACAAUUCGAUAGUUCGCCUCCAGUAUGCAAAGUGAAAAUGUGUACAGAAUUUGGGAUUGUUGAGAAUGGCAGAACUUUUCAAGAAAAUGCUGGAGGUAUAGAAAAUGACUACGAAAGUGUAAUUAAAGUCACCUGUAACUCAGGCUAUAUCAUACAUGGAACCUCUUAUGUGACGUGCCAGGCGGAUGGGACUUGGAGCAAUAGACCAACAUGUAAGGGAAUUUCGUGUCCACCAUUCAUAGGUAUGAACGCAACCUGUAUUGACAAGUUCUUACUCUACACUACUUUAUACUACAUGACCUGCAGUAAUGCUCCUAACACAAGAGUUGCCGGGACGACUGAAGAUGACCCGAACGUUUGUCAGAAUGAUGGAUCAUGGCAGUUUCAGGAGUUUGCCUGCUACUGCAGCUGUAACCUGACCAGUUACGACAGAAACAUCAUGAAGAUCGACAAUCUGGUACAGGGAUACCUGCCCCACGGGAAGGUGCUGCAGUGGUCGUGUAACCACGGCUGCACCAAAAACACAACUGACGACCUACAGUGUCUGGACGGAGUGAUGGCCAUGCCGGAGUGUAACUGCACCUUAACCACCGUAAUGACAACACCUGUCAGAACAGAUGGAAACUCUACUCUCAGCUCGAAGUUACCUCCCUUCACCUUAACCACCGUAAUGACAACACCUGUCAGAACAGAUGGAAACUCUACUCUCAGCUCGAAGUUACCUCCCUUCACCAAGGAUAUGACACCCGAUGGCAACACAAAUGAAAACUCUCCAAUGAGCCCGAAGCCUGCCGCCUUUCCAGUGUGGGCCAUCAUCCUUAUUGCUUUAGUAGUGGUCAUUUGAAUCGUGGGCAUUGGAAUAGGUUCUUAUCAGAAGUUGGUUGAUACAAAUCACAAUGUAGAUCAAUUAAGAGAUAUUUGAGAUAAUGCUAAAGCGGCAGUGAAAACAAAUGAUGCGAGUGUUUAUAUAAAUUGAUGAGACGAUUCUUAAGAGCAUCUGAAUCAACAAACUAAAAAGAGGAAUAACGUUCGUAUUGUGUGACUGUGGCAGCCUGCCGGUCGUGGAGAAUUCAUCUAACAAUGCCACAGUGCAGGGUACAUACCCAGUCGAC